ACUUUUAAUAGACUUCAGCCAGAGAUCGUUCUCAGGAUUCUUUCAUACGUGGAUGCUGGCUCUCUCCUCUGCAUUAGUUUGGUCAACAGACACUUCAAUGAACUGACCAACAGCAAUACCUGUAGUGCCAUGUGGUAUCGGUUCUAUGUUCAUGAACGUAACAAGAAAAAGAUUGCCAACCCGAAAAACAGGAAGAUAGUUACUCCUAGCACAGUCAGCCCCCAGGAAAGGCCCAAAGGAUACUGGAGAAACAUGUUCUUCAGAGAAAUGUCCGGUCUCAGUGGGAACAAGUGGAAAAAGAAGCUGCACCGCAUUGAUCCUUAUUCAGGGAUGCCGUGUUAUACAGAGGAAGUGCUGAGGAGUCUUUGCGUUUCAUGGGAGAUCACAGUGACUGAUGGGAGAGGACGGCGGAGCACCUUUAAGCAGUCUCAUGCUGCCUUCAGCAGUACGGCUGUUUUUCUGUACUGGGGUGCUUCGAAUUGGCCUUCUUUCAACCAGCUCACCUCACUUGAGCUUCACGGAGUGCUGCGGGUACCCCUUGACUGUCCAGCUGCUUACAGGCCUGGCUGGAAAUCAUUUAUGUAUAAAAUCCUGCUUCAAGGGGAAAACAAGGAGUUGUGUGUCACGGACAAGCUUGUGAAGUUGUUGUACAUUGGACAGGGGGUGACUUUGGGAUUUUGGCAGGGCGGGUGGGAAAUUGCCUUUGUCAUCGUGAAUUUGCACACUCACAGACUUGUGGAAAGAAGUCUACAUGCAUCUGUUUGUCCACAUACAGCAGCUGAAGUCAGUGCUUUGUUUGAUGAUGUGGACCCAGAGUUCGGUCUCCAUGGAUACAGUGCUUACAUGGAACUGCACAAUACAGAGAAAAUGAUUAUGUCUGCACGACUUUCCCAGCUGUUCUGCAAGAGAGAUGAGAUUUCUGAUGGCUACCUUCCACUGCAAGUGAUCGGACGGCGUAACAAAUGCCUAAAUUCUCAACUGGUUAGUGACAUCAAGUUGCCUUGGAGGACAGAAGUCCUACAUGGAAAUAUCAAGGAUUGUUGCAUGAUGAACCUCACUUUAUGGGAUGAAGCCGAGCAGCCUUUUUGGUGUGUCACUGCCCCUGUUGUCAUAGCAAACGCAGAUGAAGACGAGGUAUCAUAUGACGUUGAUGGUGAAAGUGUCUCAAUCCUCUACCAUAACGAAGAGGGGAGGGUGGAAAUAUGGCUAAAACGUAUUGAGGAAAGGGAUGAGUAUUCUGUGGAUAGUCUUGUGAUUUACAUUUCUGUAUUCAAAGUGAAUGAGCACUUUGGGAGAAGUUAUUGAAGCCUUGACAUAAACUGGCAUGUGUGUUUAAGUCUGUUUAUGUUACAAUGUGACCUAUAUGUCUUAAGACAUGCCAGGAUUGUUAAAACAUUGCCAGUACAGUAACUCAGGAAUAAUCCUGGAUUAAAAUUUUCACGUUAAUAUUUUCAUUGGCUUUUGUUUACCAAGCUUUUUUUGUAGUAUCAUCAAAUCCACCCUUACACAUUACUAGGAUUCCAUCUUAAAAGUUAAUUCAGGCUUUAAGGCAAAGCUAAAUAUGUAACAACUGUAAUGAUGUGUUUGUGCAUUAUAAAACUAUACUACAUUUGGAGACUACAUGUCACUUUGUCAUAAAUAAUGCAGUUGUUCAGU
Messenger RNA from Triplophysa rosa, 1656 nucleotides. It is a transcript of the gene fbxo15, whose product is annotated as F-box protein 15. The record is from RefSeq and is a predicted model, not a curated record. Gene Ontology annotation, molecular function: protein binding. The transcript is spliced from 8 exons. NCBI's taxonomy places the organism in Eukaryota, Metazoa, Chordata, Actinopteri, Cypriniformes, Nemacheilidae. The annotation marks the transcript as partial.